CCACUUUGCCUUAUCAGUUUGAUACUCAAGACCCUCUGCUGCCUGGCUUUGCAAGUGAAUCACCUCCACAUGUUGUAAUCAGAGUGCUCACCACUCCUGUUACAUGUCUGUUGCUCCCCUACCGUUUUAUGCGUUUUUUUCUGUCAGUCUCUUGUGCUUAGAAGGUUCUCCUUCUGUCUCUGAAUCUUGAAAUCCCUCAGGGCUGCCUUUUCUAUGGCAUUUUACUCAUUCUAACCCUUAAAUGAUGCCAAAAAUAGGGCUCAAAACCCAUGUGCCCUUGAAAGGCAGUUGCUGUGGGCAGAGACCAUGUCUUUACCCUGUAUCUUCACAGCUUCAAGGAGCUUGCACUUAGGGCCUCAGCAGACAUGUCUUAGAUGAGUAGAUCGAUGCCAGCGGUCCAGGGGAUAGUUGUAAUAAACAUGGAAAUUUAUCACAGCAACCUCAAAACCUUGGGGGUUGUAGCUUAGACAUUUCUAAAUUCCCCUUAAAACACUAUUAUCCAGGAUUUGUUUAUGUCUAUGUGUGUUUACAGUCAUUAUUAUUGAUUCUUGCUAACUAGUGGAUAAAAUGACAUCUCAGUGAUUUGAGGUAGUUACUUGAAACAAGUUUGUUUUCCCCCUUCCCAGACACAUCAUCUCAGAAUUGGAGCACCUGGACUUUGUGAACACGGAUGUUGGCCGCUGCCGGGCAUGGCUCCGACUGCCCUCGAUGACGGACUGAUGGAGUGCUACCUGAAGCUGCUCCUCCAGGAGCAGGCCCGGCUGUGUGAGUACUAUCAGCCCACAGCCCUGCUUCGAGAUGCCGAGGAGGGCGAGUUUCUCCUUAGCUUCCUGCAGGGACUAACGUCUUUGUCCUUUGAACUCUCCUACAAGUCUGCCAUCUUAAACGAGUGGACACUCACCCCACUGGCUCUCUCCGGGCUUUGCCCACUCUCUGAGCUAGACCCUCUCACUACCUCUGGUGCAGAACUACAGCGGAAGGAGUCCCUGGAUUCAAUUUCCCAUUCCUCGGGCUCAGAGGACAUCGAAGUCCAGCACUCAGGCCAUAAAAUCCGGCGGAACAGGAAGCUCACUGCCUCCUCCCUCAGCCUGGACACAGCCAGUUCGUCCCAGUUGUCCUGCAGCCUGAACUCCGAUAGCGGCCUUCACCAAGAAAAUGGCUCCAAGAGUCCAGACUGUUCUGAGGAGCCCAUGUCCUAUGAGUCAGACCUGGGGACAGCAAAUGCUGAUGAUUCAGACCGCUCUCUGCAAGAGGUGUUGUCGGAAUUCAGCAAAGCCCAGGUAAACUCUGUGCCAACCAACGGACUGAGCCAAGAAACUGAGACUUCCACACUCCAGUCCUCGCUUUCGUGCCGUGGCCUUGACACCAGUGCAUACCUGCAUCUUGAUGUGCCUGCAGAGCCCCUCCCUGCCCAGGCAUCCUCCCGGACUCCAGAUGGUGACCACAAGCAGGAGCCACUUUUUCAGAUGCCUGGCACCCUGGACUUGCUGCAGCUGAGUGCUGCCCAAACUGCCCCUUCAGGGGACACUUCAGCCCAGAAGCCUUCUGGUCCUGUGAGAGAGAAGACCAGGGCAGUCCGCCAAGGAAGUGGCCCAGAGAAGCCACUAGAGGGUGACAGAGUUGGACUGAACCUUGUGGUUUCCUCACCCACCAGUCCGAAAAGCAAGAGCUGGAUCUCAGAAGAUGAUUUCUACCGGCCUCCCCAAGAGCGACCCCCAGAGAGUCUUUCAGAUCACUCCAUAUCUUCAGCCAAAUGGACUCCAGAGUCAAGGCCUGGUCUCCACAGGCAUUUUUCUCUAGGGCCAAGAAAAAGCCACUCCAUGGGGGCCUUAGACAGAGCUUGUGUGCCUUCCCCAGGAAGCAGGAAAACCAAGGCAGCCCCCAUGCAGGAGCAUAAGAACUUCUGCGUGGUGCACCGGAGGCAGAUGGGGCUGUCCAACCCAUUCCGGGGCCUCAUGAAGCUGGGCACGUUGGAACGGCGGGGUGCCAUGGGCAUCUGGAAAGAACUCUUCUGCGAGCUUUCCCCACUGGAGUUCCGCCUCUACCUGAGCAAUGAGGAACGCACCUGUGUGGAGAACUGCUCCCUGCUGCGCUGUGAGUCUGUGGGGCCAGCCCACAGCGAUGGGCGCUUUGAUCUGGUCUUCUCUGGCAAGAAGCUGACCCUGCGUGCCUCGUCGCAGGACGAAGCUGAAGACUGGCUGGACCGGGUGCAGGAGGCCCUGCAUAAGUGCCGGCCUCAGCAGGAGGAUGAGUGGGUGAAUAUCCAGUACCCAGACCAGCCGGAGGACCUCCCGGAGGCCCCCCAGGGGGGCCUCCCCUCCCACUCAGACCCACUCUCAGAGCCUGAAACCUUUCGGGGCACACAGUUUGAUUGGUCAUCUGCCCAAGUCCCGGAGCCAGACGCUGUAAAAGAAUCCAUCCUGUACCUGUACUCGGACAGGACCUGGGCGCCCUAUAUUUUCUCCCUGUCCUUGGUGUCUCUGAAAUGCUUCCGCGUGAGAAACAACGAGAAGAUGUUAAGUGACAGCCACGGAGUUGAGACCAUCCGAGACAUCCUGCCAGACACGAGCCUCGGGGGCCCAUCCUGCUUCAAAAUCAUCACAGCCAAGGCUGUCCUGAAGCUGCAGGCCAGGAAUGCCGAGGAGGCUGCCCUGUGGAGGGAGCUCGUACGCGAGGUCUUGGCAUCCUACCUGGAGACGGCUGAGGAGGCAGUGACACUCGGUGGGAGUCUGGAUGAAAACUGUCAGGAGGUGCUGAAGUUCGCCACAAGGGAGAACGGCUUCCUGCUGCAGUACCUGGUGGCCAUCCCCACAGAGAAAGGCCUCGACUCCCAGGGCUGCUUCUGCGCAGGACUGGGGGCUGGGGGUACAGUUCUGAUUGGUGCCUCCUAUCCCUCCCCUGGUAGCCUGUACCGCAGAAUGCCCAGUGAACAGCCAUUCUUUCCCACUCCUGAUACCUGGUGGUGUCCACAGAUCUGCCGGCAGGCCCUGAAGUUCCUGACACAGAUCCAGGCCCAGCCCUUCAUCAACUUGCAGCUGGUGAAUGCAUCGCUGUAUGAGCACGUGGAACGGAUGUGCCUCAUCGGGAGGAGCCGAGAGCAGCUGAAGCUUCUGGGAGAUUACCUGAGCCUGUGCCGAAGCGGGGCCCUGAAGGAGCUAAGCAAGAGGCUCGACCACAGGAAUUAUUUGUUAGAGUUCCCCCACAAGUACAGCGUCGCUGACCUCCAACAGAUUGCAGAGGGCGUGUACGAAGGAUUCCUCAAGGACCUGAUUGAGUUCGCCUCCCAGCACGUCUACCACUGUGAUCUGUGCACUCAGCGUGGCUUCAUUUGCCAGAUCUGCCACCAUCAUGACAUCAUCUUCCCUUUUGAGUUUGACACCACGGUCAGGUGUGCUGAGUGCAAGACAGUCUUCCAUCAGAGCUGCCAGGCUGUGGUGAAGAAGGGCUGCCCCCGCUGUGCCCGCCGGCGCAAGUACCGAGAACAGAACGCUCUCAUCUAA
Molecule: messenger RNA, 3500 nt
Organism: Trichechus manatus latirostris (Florida manatee)
Lineage: Eukaryota; Metazoa; Chordata; Mammalia; Sirenia; Trichechidae
Gene: PLEKHM1
Product: pleckstrin homology and RUN domain containing M1
Exons: 9
Coding region: 690-3500 (936 amino acids)
Source: RefSeq, a predicted model, not a curated record